Molecule: messenger RNA, 1060 nt
Organism: Aspergillus piperis CBS 112811
Lineage: Eukaryota; Fungi; Ascomycota; Eurotiomycetes; Eurotiales; Aspergillaceae
Gene: cwc21
Product: U2-type spliceosomal complex subunit CWC21
Exons: 1
Coding region: 195-845 (216 amino acids)
Source: RefSeq, a predicted model, not a curated record
UGACACUAAGCUCCCUCCAUCGCCGCAUGACUCGCCGAUCCAGACCUUCGCCUCUCCAGCAGCAAUAAUAUCUAUCCUCCACCCACCUUCCACAGCCAUAAACCAACCCUCACAAUAAACUACACAACACCUCACAAUCACAAGACCCAUAACCAGACAACCACAAGAGAAAACAAAAGUAUUCAAACAACAUAAUGUCCUCCAACGUCGGCCUCUCCACCCCCCGAGGCAGCGGCACCUCCGGCUACGUACAACGCAACUUCGCAUUCAUGAAGCCGCGCAACGCCGGGUACGGCGCGCCCUACCCACCCAUCAGCGGCGCGAACUCCUCCUCCGAUCACCCGUUAGACAAGCCCUUCAAGCAGCGACAACCCGACAAGCAGAUCCUGGAACAUGAUCGGCGGCGCGCAAUUGAAGUGAAGGUUAUGGAGGAGAGGGAGAGGUUGGAGGAGGAGAAUGAGAGGAUCGAGGAGGAGAGAUCCAAGAAGAAGAAGGGAUCUAAGAAUAAGAAGGAUGAUGAGGUGAAGAAGGAGGAGGGUGAGGAGGAUGAGGAUGAUGAGGGUGGUGAAGAGAAGGUGUUGACGGAGGAGGAGAUUGAUGAGAGGUGUGAGGCGUUGAGGAAGAGGUUGGUUAGGGAGAUGGAGGAGGAGGAAAAGGAGAGGGAACGUGGGAAUGGUGGUGGUGGUGGUGGUGGUGGUGCAGGGAGACGCGGUCGUAGGGCGUGGGAUUUGCCGCCUAAGGAGAGACGCCAGUUUAAGAGUUAUCAGGUGCAUGAGUUGGCGGAGGCGAAGAUUGAGGAGAGUGAGAGGUUGAGGAGGGCGUUGGGGAUUAAGGAGGAGAAAUAGGUUGUUCAUGUUCUUCUUUUUGUUCUUUUAUUAUAUGGUGUUAGUGGUUGGUAUCAUGGGUGCUGGUUACGUUUUAUUAUUGUUAUUGCUACGGCAGAUUCAUCCUCUGGAGGUAUUGGGAUAAGCAGAUUAUUGCAUCAUCAUCACUUUUGUAAUUGUAAGCGUCUGGUAUAUAUAUAUACAUACAUUAUGCGACGAAUUUUUCUAUCACCCAU